GCGAGAAAAUGAGCGAGACGAAGAAGAGCAAGAAAUUCCAGAAGCAGGAGGCCAAGCAUGCGACUGUAAAGUCUCAGCUGUCCUCCCUGCAGAAGGACUUACAGUGGUGUCUGGAGAGACAGAAGGUGGAAGGCGUCGCUGCCCCAAGGGCAGCCAAGGGACAGCUGCCUCCUUUGAAGGGGAUACGCCCUCAGCGCCAGCUGAAGGAGGUCCGAGAUAAUCUGCUCAAGGGGCUGGAAACCCAAAGGAAGCAGAUUCACCAGCUGAAGGCUGAGAUUGCAGACAAGGCGCAAAAGCUUGGGGAGCCCAGUGAGAGUACAGAUAACGAAGAUGCAAAGAGCAGCAGCUUCUUGUCUUCUGACAAUACCAUGUAUCACAUACCUGAUCUCCCCUAUGAUGAUGUUCCAUGUCGCAUCGUGGAUCUGGACUAUGAACCAGACUAUGUUCUGCAGGACCAAGCCCCAGCUGUGAGCCAGGAUGCCAAGACAGAUGCCCGAGUGGUACCAGAUGUGGUGCCACCACCUGCUGAUGUCAAGCAGACUCUCACCCAGUCUGCAUCCCCACCCAAAACCAGCACAGCGGGCAUCGUGGGGGACAAGCCCCCGAAAACUACGAUUGCACCAUUACCAGUUCAGGGUCUGCACCAGGCACCGAAGGAUGGAAAUUUGGAUACGAAGAAGGAAUCCAUCGAUAAAGCUUCUGUGUGGGGGCAGGCUGAACAGGACUGUCAAAGUGAGAAGCAGAUCUUGGAAUCGCAGAUUGCCCAGGUCUCCAUUGCACUGGAGAGGGAGAAGAAAUCCUGCAGUGAAUUCCGAGAGAAGCUGCAGAUGGAACAGUCCCGACACCAGGUGCAGAAGGCGAAAAACGAUCAGGCCCAGCAAGCACUGAAACAGGAGAAAACGGCCAGCAGCAAGCUCAGGGAAGAACUUCAGGAGGUGAAGAAGAGCGAGCAGAAGAAGGAGGCUGAGAUUAAGCAGCUUACGGCAGCUCUGGACAAAGUGAAGGCCAUUCGUGUGAAGCUUGAGGAGGACCUGAAGACGGAGAAUAUUCGUUAUAGAAAACAAGCCGGGUUCAUGCAGGACAGGGACUUCAAGAUCAACCAGCUUUUGGUGGCACAGGAAAGCAGCCGAAUUGCAAAGGAGAACCUCACUGUUGCCCUGAAAUCUGAGCAAUCCCGCUGCAAGGAUCUCAUCUCUGAGAACAAAGCCAAACAGCUGGAGAUCCAGGAGCUCUCUGCCGCACUGGAACACGAGAGGAUUGCCAGGCAGAUCCUCGAGAAAGAGAUGCAAGGUCUGAAAUCAGAACAAGAGACCAGACAAUCUGAGGUUCAGAAGCUCUCUGCAGCUCUGGCAAGAGACACAAGUGAGUGCAAGAACCUUACUGUUGUCCUGGAAGCAGAACAGAUACUUAGUCAGAACCUUUCUGCUGAGCUGCAGGAAAAAGAAUCCAAGAUCAGCCAGUUGGUCUCGGAGCUAGAAGAGAGCAGAAAGAAGCUUCAGGAGGCAGAGAAGCAUCUGAACAAGAGGCUUGCAAUGGAGCUGACAGAGGAGAAACACACCAACCAAAAGCUCAAGGAGAAAGCUGAGGCUCUAGCCUCUGAGCAGCAAGGCAAGGAGGAGGCCAUCAGCCAACUUCAUGCAGCAUUGGAGGAGGCACGGAGCGCCAACACCAGCCUCUGCGAGGCGCAGGAAAAGGAGAGGUCUCGUUACCAGAUCCACAUCGUCGAUGCCAGGGACCGCCUGGCCAAGACCAAACGGCUUCUGGAGGCCGAGAAAAAGCAGUCCGCUGAGCUCUGCAAGGCCAUCAAACAAGCUGAAGGCUCUGGAGCAGAGAAGGUCCAAGGGUGGCAGCAGGUUAUCGCCUGCAACGAGGGUUUGCUAAAGAUGUACUCCGAGCUGGCCCAGGAGAAGCACCAGAAAGAGCAGCUAGAGACCCUCUUGAGAGAGAUCCAGCACACAGAGCCUGCUGGGAACCAGCAAACCAACAACAAGGAUUCAGCAAAAGACCAUAAGGAGAAAGAAGAGAGAGCCAGGCUCCUGCAAGAGAUCUCCCAACUCCAGCAAAGCCUUCAGGUCUUUGAGGAAAGAGAGGAGCACUGGAAGGAGCAGAAGAGCCUGGAAAUGGCACUGAAGGAGCUGAAAGACAAUGAAUAUCAGGAGCAGCAGAGGAAACUCCAGGGCCAGCUGCAGCGAGCCGAGUGGGCCAGGGAGUCACUCCUGUUCCAGAAGGCCGUUCUCCUGCGGCUGCUCAGCAAACAGGAGCACUGCAAGAGGGCGCUGCCCCCGCUCGUCGCCCAGUUAGCCCGCCUGGCUGGCAUGGAGGCGUCUGACCCUGAUCUGACCGUCACCCCCACGCAAAAGUUUAGAUCAGCGGCCUGGGCCAUCGUGGCAACAUUAAGGCUGAAAUCAGCAGUGGCUUGCUGCAGUGAAUAUGGGAGAGGAGACAUUGGAAAAAAAACGGCCCCUCCAGAAAAUGAUCUGCAGGCUCUAACCCAGAGCUCCGGCUCCACCACCAUGUUCCAGAAGACCGGAGAUACCCCAGUCACAGCAGAGAUCUGCUCAUUGGCAAAGUAGAGUCCCUCCAAGUUGCCAAUUCUGAACCAGAGAAGAUCUUCUGGAAAGAAGAUAUGAACUUUAUUCCUGCCAAUUGGAAAUUCAUAGUUUCCAUUUGGAGGAUACCCCAGUGUAUCCUUAAGUGUGGAAGACUUAAAAUAAUUAACUAAUGAACAAAACUAUUUUCACACAACAUUUUUAACAUUUUCUGUGCGAGGACUGUACGAGUGCACACUUCUGACCACCAGAUGGCGCUGUGCGCCAACAUUUCAAGCACAGCUACGCUGCAGACGGUCAGGUGUACCCGUGUACAUGUGCUACACAUGUGCUGCACAUGGAGGUUUUCUUGCUGGUUUUAAUAUUUAAAAUAUAUACUGGAGAUUCUUAGGAAUUGAAAUAAGGCAAUAAGUGCAACAUAUUCAUGUUAUUUAUGAAAUAUUUAUUUGAAAACAGACAGUCUCGGUCAUUUUAAACCGAACGGAUAGGUAUUCUAUACCCUUGUCUGAUUUUGUGACAUCUUAUUGAUUGAACAAAAAAAAUAAAAUUAUUUCUAAAA
Lepisosteus oculatus (spotted gar) is the source of this 3108-nucleotide messenger RNA. Its product is annotated as calponin homology domain-containing protein DDB_G0272472-like. The record is from RefSeq and is a predicted model, not a curated record. Lineage: Eukaryota; Metazoa; Chordata; Actinopteri; Semionotiformes; Lepisosteidae.